CCACUUCCACCUGGUCCUACACCCCUCCCAAUACUGGGGAAUGUUCUGAGUCUUGAUGCCGCUCGGCCUUGGCAGACCUUCAAUGCCUGGAGGUCCACAUAUGGCGACAUCAUUUUUGCUCGUCUCCUCAACAAGCCUGUGGUUGUGAUUAACUCUGAGGAGGUUGCGAAAGACCUCUUUGAAGGGCGUUCCGCCAUAUAUUCGGAUAAACCCCAGUCCAUUGUUUACGAACACUUCAGUGCGGACUCCAUGGCAUCACUCCUACCAUAUGGAGAUAGGUGGCGCCUUCACCGACGAAUUCUUCAUCAGGCAUUUCGUCAGGUUGAAACGCCUACUUACCACGCUAUGCAACUGUGUUGCGCCCGCAAAAUGCUGUUCCGUGUUCUACAAGACCCUGGUGAAUAUUCAAGGCAUUUUGAGAUGUUUAGCGCUUCCUUUAUAUUGUCUAUAGCAUAUGAUUAUGAAGCGAAAGCCAGGGAUGAUCCCAUGGUCCACGUCAUGGAAAGGUACUUGGAUCGGGCAGUCGUAGCUUUGACGCCAGGUGUUACUGUGAUACUUGAAACAUUCCCUUUCCUUUUGAAGUUACCCAACUGGUUUCCUGGUGCCACAUUCAAGCGAGCAUCACUGCAGUGUCUCAAGGCAGCCCAUGAUAUGAGGGAGAUACCCUUUCAAUUUGUCCAAGAGAGAAUGGCUACCGGCGUCACGGCACCUUGUCUCGUGGCUGAUAAUUUGAACAAGAUGGGGCGUUUGAACGACGCCGUCAUUACAACUGCAGUCAAGGAGACUACUGCCACGUUACUCGUGUUCAUUCUUGCUAUGGUGCUCAAUCCAGAAGUACAAACCAAAGCCCAAGCAGAGAUUGAUCGAAUUGUCGGCAAAGAUAGACUACCUGAUUUCGAUGACAGACCUGCGUUACCUUAUAUUGAUGCUAUUUUACGUGAAACACUAAGGUGGCAGCCUGUGAUUCCGUUUGGCAUGCCAGGCGCAACAACGACCAGUGACGUUUACAAAGGCUACUUCAUCCCUAAAGGUUUGGCGAUUACACACGAUGAAAAGAAGUACCCCAGUCCUGAUGAAUUCAAGCCGGAAAGAUUUCUUCAUGAAGAUGGGUCGCUCACUAGCGACACGAUGCAAUCAGGCUUUGGCUUUGGUCGCCGGAUCUGUGUGGGACGAUAUGCCGCGGAUGCGUCACUCUGGAUCGCGAUGACGAGCUUUCUCGCCAUAUUCUCAGCUCACAAGACUCUUGAUGAACACGGCAUGGACAUCCCAGUCAUUCCAAAGUUCUCUACAGGCCUUAUCAUUCAUCCGGAGAAAUUUCCCUGCCGCAUUGUCCCGCGGUUCCCCGAUACAUCUUUGAAGACACUGAUGUACUUGACUGGGUUAGAUCCGUGUGUCGACAUCUCCUGAACAUUUCACAUACAGCAGCAGGGGAACCCCAUUCUUGGUGUAAAUGUGUCGUAUACGGCUCACGGAUAUAGCUUUCUACUUUGUAAAUUGUAUCUUACCAUUCGAGCAUAGGGCAGAAAUAUUAUACUAGCACUGAUUGGAGGUGGCUGCCUUUGUGAAGGCGUUAGCGUCGGUGCGUACGCCAUGCUGCUGUGGCUUGACGGUUGGGUAUGAAGCCAAAUGUGACUUCUGCUCGUUCGAGUUCCUGAAGAGAUUAAAAGUUAAACUU
Suillus fuscotomentosus is the source of this 1675-nucleotide messenger RNA. RefSeq names its product cytochrome P450. NCBI's taxonomy places the organism in Eukaryota, Fungi, Basidiomycota, Agaricomycetes, Boletales, Suillaceae. Gene Ontology annotation, molecular function: iron ion binding; heme binding; monooxygenase activity. The record is from RefSeq and is a predicted model, not a curated record. The annotation marks the transcript as partial. The transcript is spliced from 12 exons.